AAGCCAUCUCACAGCUACAUAGGCCUCAUAGCAACUGCUAUCUUGCAGUCGACAGAUAAAAAAUUGGUCCUAGGCGAAAUCUACCAGUGGGUCCUGGAACGUUACCCUUACUUCAGAACACGAGGAUCUGGGUGGAGAAACAGCGUCAGGCACAACUUAUCCCUGAAUGACUGCUUCAUCAAAGUGGGCAGGUGCAACUCAGGGAAGGGGCACUAUUGGGCUGUCCACCCUGCUAACGUAGAGGACUUUUUAAUGGGGGAUUUUAGGAGGAAAAAAGCCCUGAAAAAG
Messenger RNA from Helobdella robusta, 288 nucleotides. RefSeq lists its product as hypothetical. The transcript has a single exon. Lineage: Eukaryota; Metazoa; Annelida; Clitellata; Rhynchobdellida; Glossiphoniidae. Gene Ontology annotation, biological process: anatomical structure morphogenesis; regulation of transcription by RNA polymerase II; cell differentiation. The record is from RefSeq and is a predicted model, not a curated record. Gene Ontology annotation, molecular function: RNA polymerase II cis-regulatory region sequence-specific DNA binding; DNA-binding transcription factor activity, RNA polymerase II-specific. The annotation marks the transcript as partial.